AAACCAACACAACAGUUGGUGAAGUCUUGAUCUGGCUCUGUUAGCGAGAGAGGACGACUCGUUGCCAUAGUAACCAUGAAACUCUAUGUGGGGUCGGUUACAUUCAUCAUCAACAUUGGGAACAGUACUUUAAGGAAAUAGUCGUGACCAAGGUCAAUUUAGUUGCCUUUCCUUGGCCUCCGACCGCGUCGCACAAUCUUUAUCAGCGGACAGUUUAUUCAGUUUAUUUUAUUUAACAACAUGUUAUGUUACAAUUCUUUCCCCCGCACGUGAAGGCAUCAUUGGUUACAUCAUCACCAAGCGUCAGUUGCUACGUACAUUUGUCGCGUCCACUUUGCACAAACGACAAUAAACUCAACUCUGAAACCAAAUCCACACUUACACCUUAUUAUUCACACACUUUGGCAAACCGUGUGUCGUUGUUACUUCCCUCUUGUUUGGGAGGCCGGCUGAUUUAUUUAUAAGUCUAUCCGUGGACUUUUGGCGGACUUUCCCCACCUUCUGCCACCUUGUGUUAAGCGCUGCAGCUAGCUUGAGGCUAACGCGCAGUCUGACCAGAGCAGAAGAUCUGAGCAGCUUGGCCCGGAGUCGUGCUCAGAGGAUGGACAGUGAAAUCCAACGAGAUGGGAGAGUCCUGGACCUCACUGAUGAUGCCUGGAGGGAGGACAGACUGCCUUAUGAAGAUGUCACUAUCCCUCUGAGUGAACUGCCUGAGGCUGAGCAGGACAACGGAGGAUCCACAGAGUCUGUGAAAGAACAAGAGAUGAAGUGGACAGACCUCGCUCUGCAGAGCCUGCACGAAAACACACCGAGCACCGGGAGCUGAGGGACUGAUCUGGAAUCAGACUGUAGGACAAGGAUUUGGGGCAGGAUACUGGGAAGUCCUUGUAUGUGUUAACAAUAACACUUCUUCAUCUGAACGCAGACAGCGGCACCAAACACAUGUAAUUCACCAUCUUUUUACACUGUGUCUUUUGAAAGAUGUUCAGUAUGUUUCAGCUAAGCAGAAAUUAUUCAAAAAAUGUUUUCUGAAAAAGUAUUGGGUUUAUAUUGUAGUAUGUAUAUACAAAUAUUAAAUAUCAGCUUUGGUGUAUAACA
Messenger RNA from Acanthopagrus latus (yellowfin seabream), 1098 nucleotides. RefSeq names its product anaphase promoting complex subunit 13 (gene anapc13). The transcript is spliced from 2 exons. The record is from RefSeq and is a predicted model, not a curated record. Bases 602 to 826 code for a protein of 74 amino acids. Gene Ontology annotation, biological process: protein K11-linked ubiquitination. Lineage: Eukaryota; Metazoa; Chordata; Actinopteri; Spariformes; Sparidae. Gene Ontology annotation, cellular component: anaphase-promoting complex.